Molecule: messenger RNA, 8054 nt
Organism: Grammomys surdaster
Lineage: Eukaryota; Metazoa; Chordata; Mammalia; Rodentia; Muridae
Gene: Mindy2
Product: MINDY lysine 48 deubiquitinase 2
Exons: 9
Coding region: 1-1800 (599 amino acids)
Biological process (GO): protein K48-linked deubiquitination
Cellular component (GO): cell periphery; cytosol
Molecular function (GO): cysteine-type deubiquitinase activity; cysteine-type carboxypeptidase activity; K48-linked deubiquitinase activity
Source: RefSeq, a predicted model, not a curated record
AUGGAGAACAGCCCUGACAGCCCACAGCCUCUGGAACUUGGGGUGGCGGCCGGGCGAGUGUCGCCGCCGGAAGGGCGACGGCGCGGCGGGCGCGAGGCUGAGGACGGUCCCGCUGGACGCGCGGUGGACAGCGGCGGGCAGGGGGCGGCGGCAGCGCAGAACAGCCUCGGGGACCCGACGUUCCCUUCGCAGCAAGGAUGCAGCGCGGGUUCGGACUUGAAGGACAGCGCGUCGUCGAGCCCUGCCGCCCUGGAGGCGCCUUCAAGAGGGCAGCACAAGGUGACCGCCUCCUCGGAGCUGGCCGAGGCCGCGGCGGGCGGAGGGUCGGGGCCAGUGGGCGACACUGGCACCUGCAGGGUGGAGCAGGCGGCGGAGGAGCCCAGCAGCAUCGGCGCCCUGAGCAGCAGCUGCAGCGAGCCGAGCCCCCCAGGGGACUCGCCUAGCUUGGACUCCCUGGAGUCUUUCUCCAACCUGCAUUCUUUCCCCAGUAGCUCUGAGUUCAAUAGUGAGGAGGGAGCAGAGGCGAGGGUCCCUGAGGACGUGGAGGAGGGCGCGGCAGGGCCGCCCAGGGUUGCACCUCUGUGCAAAGAGGAGGAGGAGGACCCGGCUCAGGUGCUGACAGCCUCCAAAGAACGCUUUCCCGGACAGUCAGUGUAUCACAUCAAAUGGAUCCAGUGGAAACAGGAGAACACGCCCAUCAUCACCCAGAAUGAGAAUGGACCCUGCCCUUUGCUGGCCAUCCUCAAUGUUUUGCUUCUCGCCUGGAAGGUGAAACUUCCACCAAUGAUGGAAAUCAUAACUGCGGAGCAGCUGAUGGAAUAUUUAGGUGAUUACAUGCUUGAGGCAAAGCCAAAAGAAAUCUCAGAAACUCAACGUGUAAAUUAUGAACAGAAUAUGAGCGAUGCUAUGGCAAUCUUGCACAAACUGCAGACAGGCCUGGACGUGAACGUCAGGUUCACUGGGGUACGAGUUUUCGAGUACACACCAGAGUGCAUAGUCUUUGAUCUUCUAGAUAUUCCUUUGUAUCAUGGGUGGUUAGUGGACCCUCAGAUUGAUGACAUUGUAAAAGCUGUUGGCAACUGCAGCUACAACCAGCUGGUCGAGAAGAUCAUCUCCUGUAAGCAAUCAGACAACAGCCAGUUGGUUAGUGAAGGCUUUGUAGCUGAGCAGUUUCUAAACAAUACAGCCACUCAACUGACGUACCAUGGAUUAUGUGAACUGACUUCAACGGUUCAGGAAGGAGAACUCUGUGUGUUCUUUCGGAAUAAUCAUUUUAGCACCAUGACAAAAUACAAGGGUCAACUGUAUUUGUUGGUAACAGACCAGGGGUUUCUUACUGAAGAAAAAAUUGUCUGGGAAAGCCUCCACAAUGUAGAUGGUGAUGGAAACUUCUGUGACUCAGAAUUCCACCUUCGGCCUCCUUCAGAUCCUGAGACUGUAUACAAAGGUCAACAAGACCAAAUAGAUCAGGACUACCUUAUGGCACUGUCACUGCAACAAGAACAGCAGAGCCAAGAAAUCAACUGGGAGCAAAUCCCAGAAGGAAUAAGUGACUUAGAGCUGGCAAAGAAACUCCAGGAAGAGGAAGACCGUCGGGCCUCUCAGUACUACCAGGAGCAGGAGCAGGCUCAGGCUGCUGUGGCUGCCACCACCCCUUCCACACAGACCCAGCAGGGCCAGCCAGCACAAGCCUCUCCAUCAAGUAUAAAACAACCUGGGAAUAGUGAACGGAAACGCAAGGAACCUCGGGAAAAAGACAAAGAGAAAGAAAAGGAAAAAAAUAGCUGCGUGAUUUUGUAGGGAUUGCUGGCGUCUGUGGGAACCACCUAUGCAGAUGACGGAAAGGAAGACCCAGUACCUACCGUCUGUGCCUGAUCUCCCAAUGUAUUUUGCUCAUGUUUUCCAGGGGAAGGUUGUUACUUUGUUACAAUCAACUUCUUUAAGUUAUACAGUACACUCUUUAAGAGCUGGAGUUUUAUGUUACAAGUUGGAACUGUUGUGUAUUGUCACUCAUAGCCAAAUGAGUAUAUCACUCCUAUUUUGGGUCUAGUGACAUUGCAACUCCAAUCAGUUAGUAAGCUACUGUGUCCUGUGUGACAAUGGAUGGAGGUCACUGAAUGAGUUUGAUCCUUCUCAAGAUGUAAUUAUUAGCACAACUAUUUCUGAAACUUUCCAUUGUUAAAUUAUGUUCUAAUCCAUGAGAAACGAAGAGUUUACUAUAGGGGAGGGGAAAGCAGGAAUAAUGACCUUUCAUUGUACAUUGAACUGGCUCAGCCCUUGAACAGCUUUACCUUUCUUUAGUAAUGUACAUUUUAGCUAUUACCUUGAGAACUGAUAAUGGAGAUUGGAUCCAAUUUAGAUAGAAUAUUUUUUAUUUUCCAGUAGAAAAAAAAAAUACAUGACACUAAUACUUAUAACCUAUCCAGAUGAGAUACUGACUUUGUAGUGCUGUGAGAGGUUGGGGAAUCUCCACACCUCAGAGUCUGCGUGGCGGCUUCUGUUUGAUAAGGAUGUAAUACACGAGUGAGGAGAAGGCCACACUCAGGCUCAGCCGUGUAAAUACGAGGACAGAGGAGAGCAGCGUUCACUGUCUACCGUUUUCUAGAAUUACCUUGAACCUUACAUUUUAAAUCAUGUUUAUUGCUAGAAAAUUAAGCAUAGUUAUUUAAACCAAUAAAAAAGCACAUUUCUGAAGGAGAGUUAAUCUCUUGACUCUAAUGAAAAGAUAUUAAUAAAAUUCUAAAUAUAGGUAGGAGUCUGAAGGAAUCUAUGUAAAAGCAAUCAGAUUUUUUAACUUAUGAGAACCAAAUAAACCUAAGACAUCUUACAUUAUUUAUAGGAUUCUGAAAGAAUAUUUACUCAGCUUUGUGAUGAGGCAGCACAUAUUGUAUUUCUAGAUACAAUUUGGAAAACUAUCCUUAACAUGCUUUUUUAUAUACUUUGUAUUUAGAGUUUGUUUCGGUCAUUUUUGAAGAUUAUUACCAGUGCAGGUAGCUGUGUGAUUUAUCCUAAACCUCAGUAAAUUUUAUUCAGGAGCAUCACAGAUUGAACAUCCAGUUAGAGAAUGUUUCUUGUGGUCUAGAGGGAAUAAAAGAAAACAGUCUCGAGUUUAAGCCUGUUGUCAUUGAUGCUUUCCAUGAUCCCAGACAAGCUGUAGGCUGAAUAGAUAUCUGAAAAGUAGAAUUUAUUUAUGAAAAGCAUUGUUCUAAAAGGAAAAACCCUUCAGGGCCAAGCUGUAUCCUUUCUAUUUUUCUGUAUUACAUGUCUACUUCUGUCCUUUGUUGUUUCCUCAGCUUUUCUAUACUAGCAUGGGGACUUAUCAGAGAACCUGCCUGAGGUAUGAAAUUUGUGUAUAAAAUACCUGGUAAGUCUCUUGAUUCCAACCUAGAGUGAGUACAAAUUAUCAGAGAUCUGACCCCUUUGUGUGCACUGAGCUCAGCAUAAACACCCAUAAUCAUGCUCUGCUGAUUGGAGGAGAAAGCGCAAACCUCAGAGUUUGCUUUCCCCAGAACUGUCUAAUAUUUUAAUUUAGAGUUUAUUGUUUAAUAAACCUUGAAUAAUCUUUAAAAGUAUGCUUGAGGCAUAUUUUUCCAUAAUUAUAUUACAGUAUCUAGUCAUUGCCCUUGAAGAAUCUAUAUAUAAAAGUUAUGUUAUUUUUUACUAUCUUAUUUUUUCCAAAGAUAAUACUGCCAAUACUGUGUUCCCUUUAGAAGAAGGAAAAAAGAAAAGAACAAAACAAAAUAAACACACACAACUCACUGAAAACAUCAGCAGUGCUGUCAGAGGAAUCAAUGUGUACUUAAAAUCAGCAAAGCACUGUGUUUGUUAAUCCAACCUGUUCUUAUGUGAGGUUUCCAAGUUGGGCUUGCCUACAUUCCUGGAAUUCAGUUUGAUAUUGUAAGAGUCAUAUCAAACUUAUUAUGAUAAGAUGUUUGUUUUGAUUACUGUGGGAGAGGUUAAAUGUUUGACUCUAUUAAAACAAAGUUCUGAGAUAUGCUUUCCUGUCCUUGAAGGCUUGUCAAGGUUCUGAACUGCCAUGUAUUUAUUUCCUAUGUCUUGCACAAGGUAGCAAGUGAUAUUCAGGCAUAUUAGUGCUUAUUUAGGUAAAUAGGACUUUGAAAAUGGUAUUUUGAGGGAUUUUUUCCCUUACAAUACUUAGUAAUACUUGACAUUGUUUUACACACACACACACACACACACACACACACAUUGCUAACAGAUGUUACAAUGUAAACAUUUUGGAACUUAAUGAUUGUAAGCUUAAUUUCCAGCACAUUUGACUCAUGUGCCAGUGCAGCAGGAGAGCUGAAGGCAGUGGAGGAGUAUAGUCCCUGGCACUCUCUCUUACUUUCAGAGCAUACUCUUAAGGUUAGAGACAAGUCUGUAUUAAAUGUGCACUUCUUUAUGAAUAACCCUGUUGUGUCAACAGUGCUGUGACCUGUACGAGUUUAUCAGUACCUAGAAUUAUGUGUAUGUUUCUGAAGUAAAUUUCCAUGACUUCUGUUUAGGUCUCAAAGCAAUCUGAAAACUAUCAGAUUUAAAGGUUAUGAAUAUUUAAAAAUAUUCAUAUAUACCUACCUGCACUAGGAGUAUCACCAAGUAGUACAGCAUUUGCCUGCAGUACACAAGGCCCUGGGUUCAAUUCCUAGCAGGUGUAUGUAGACACACUGGCAGCUAAUCACGGCAUCAGCCUUAUGUCCAGUCAGUCUGGAUGGGUAGAAUAACUUCCUCCAUGUUUCAGGGUCAGGUUAGGAUCUGAGCAAGUCAGGUUUAAAUCUACAUACAUACAUUUGUUCUUCUUGCCGCCCUUUUCUGUAGGUUGACAGUUUACUACAUACUAUGGUUUGAAUUCUUUCUUAUGCUCCUUGAUCUUGUUACCUAAGCAAGUUAAUGUCAGGUGUUAGUUGACCAAACUCAGUGUUAGCCAUUCUGUCCUUUCACAAAAGCUUCAUAGCAUUUUGCUUUCCAUAAAUCAUAAACUCACUUCAGUCCUUGAAGCAUAUGUGAGGGAAAAGGAUGACUUGUGAUCACUGUCAUUGUUGGCAUGUGAACGAAUGUUUGUAAAAUCCUAGCAAAUUAAGGCAAGAAUUUCUAGAACUGUCCUCAGUCUUGCUUAAAUUUUUAGACAUUGUCUUGCUAUAUAUAGCCAGGCUGGCUUGGAAUCAAUUGUUGUAGCCCUGGCUACCUUCAAACCCAGAAUCAUCCUGCUUCAGCUUCUCACUGCCACUAUUACAGGCAUAGAUCACCAUACUUGUUGAUAUGUUGAUAUCACCAGCUUGUUGAAACUUCCUUUAGAAGAACAAACAGCAAACUGAUUAUAUGUCGCUUUCUGGUUCAUCGUACAAGUUUUUUAUAUAUGUAUAUGUAUAUUGUUAUUUUUGACAAAAAGCUUACAGGCUUGUACCUAACUCUGUCCUAGACAUAUAAUUUAAAUUGAAAAAUUAAUGUUUGAUAAAGUAAGGCAGAGACAUUGAAAAUAGUCAUUCAUUUAUAUUUUGAUGAAUUAGACAUGUGAAAUUCUGACUCAUUUGGUGUUUGAAACCUGACUUUAUCAGGGCGUGGUGAUACAUACCGGUCAUUCCAUUUGUGGGGCUGAAGCAGGAGGAUUUCAAGUUCAAGGUUACUCUGAGCAAAUAUUAAGACCCUGAUUCCAAAAACAAACCAGACUUUGUCUCGUUUUGGCAAUCAUGUGUGCCUCCGUUUACUCUAUGUGCAGGGUGUUCCUCUUCCCCUACAUCCCCCUAGUGCUUGGUUCUCCUGAGUAAUGCCAUACUUUAGCAUUGAGAAUUACUGUGAGAUCAUCACAGAUACUGCACAUUCUCUGUUCUCGAAUGUGUAGACUUUUUAUGAUGACUUAAAUCAGUUUUUAUUUUUUUAGAAUGUGUAGAAUUCUUUUGAAUGUGGCAUCAUGGCUUUCAAAAAUAUACUUUGCAGUUGCUUCUGUAUUUGGUAGGCUAGUGUCAAGACCAGGAGUAUUUGGGCAUAGAAAAUGCACUUUACAAAUCUGUUUUCCCAGUAUCCUCUACAGAUGUAGCUUUUCGAGCCCUUUGGUCAGUCCCUCCGGGGUAGAGCAGUAUCAGGAAGUGACUUUGCUCUCUCCAUUGCUGUCAGUGUAGACAACGUAUUUGUGGCUUAGUGUAAAAAUGAACUCUGAUCUUGUGCAAGUCAGACCCUUUAGACAGCAAGUAAGAAACCGUGAAGGAUCAUGUGUGAGCCUUAACAGCUGUAGUUCUCUGGUAAGUUAGCAUUCUUUUGUUACCGAUGCCUGACCCUUUUUAAACUGUUAAAGGGAAGAAUUGAGUUUACUUUCUUAGGUAACAGUUUAAAAUAACUUUAAAUUAAAAGCUCCCUAAAGGGAAUAAAUUACAGAGAAGAUAAAAACAGGAGGGAACCUUGCAGGAUGCUGGAAAACUUACUUUAAAAAUCUAUCUAAAAUUUAAUUCAUGCAUGUCUUUACUUAAUUCUGGUGUUUCUGCUCUUAGAAAAUAGAGCUUAACAUUAAAAUAUGCGUUUUUUUUACAUGUAGAAUUCUAGUUUCUAUCUUCUGAAAUCAAAAGAGCUAAACUGAGCAAACAGGGUAAAAAAAAAAUCUUCAACCCUUGCCUCAAAUUCAGUGGUCCUUUGUCCUGACAAAAGCUAGACUUGUCUAAUAAGCUGGUAUUUUUAGGGCAUGAUACCCUCCCAGUAACUACUUAAACUACCAUGGCAGAGAUAGGAAAUCUAAGCUGUGCCCCAUGGUAGUAAAGAACAAAAGCCCCCUUGUCCCAAAAAGUGUCUAUUGUAUCUAGCAUGACUUGUAAAGACCUCCUCAGCUCACAUCAUAAUUUGUUACUAGUCACCUUUUAACUGUUCUGUCCACCUGUGCUGUCACAUCUGGAGGGCAAGGCAGCCCUGUAAGUAAAGGUCGCACAGAGCAGAGCCCCUUGGUAGGCAGCACUCACUCCUUUGCCUCUAGUAGUCACUUUACAUCUCUAUGUGGAAAGUCAGGAAGCUCAAGUGCCCACAAGAAAUCAACACUGAUGACACCCUAACAGAAACACCCUAGGAAGCAGCUCCAACUCAUGCAGAGUUUUAAAACAGACUGGUGUUUAAUCUUUGAAAAUGAUGUCUGGUUUGUCAGAAUGUUUGCUGCUGUUCUUUCCCACCCAUUCUUUGUAUGACAUAACCACUGUGACGGGGUGCAGUGUCUUUUCACUUCCCAGGAUUUUUCUAGUAGUUUUUGUUAAGACUUAUUUUCCUCAAUAAAAUGACAGCUGUCAUCACAGAUCCACAUAAGACCAGACAACAGAAGAGUGCUGUGUGACUGCAGAAUGGUGGGAGGGAUAAUCUGCGGGCAGCUCAUCUCCUGAUGCCAGCACAGUUAUUUGACUCUUAUCCUUGACUUGGGCUGAAUAAUGAGGUUGAAACGUGGACUGGGAGAGCAACAAGCUAUGGAACGCUGACUGACGCUGUCAUUUUGAACAGUUGUAAGCAAAACAGGUUAUCUUCCCCCACUUUACUGACACAUGGAGCUGUGUGCUAUCUGAAAUGGACUCUUAGAAUUGACCAUGGGGACUGAGCGCCUCUACUCAUGUUUCCUGCCUGUCCUAGCACUCUUUCUACAUCUAAGAAUUCAUUCUUUUGCUUUAAAUGCAAGUGAAGAGUGGUGAGUAAUGGAUGGAUGACAUAGAAGCAGUAGAAUAUGCUCUUUGGAAAAAGACACCUAACAUGCACCUACCCCUCGCAGGGCCCAAAUGAUUUCUGUGAAAUAAAUGUUAAUUAUACUAAGAGCACCUCUAAAAAUCAUGUCUUAAAUUUCAAGUUUCACUUUUGGAAACUACUCCUGAAGAGACACUGAAUAUAGGUGGGAAAGUAUAAAAUGUUUCUGACAUAAUGGUUCAGUAUUACUCAGUGUUUAAUCUCAAAUUUGUUGUAACACAAGUGUAGUGUCAUCGUUGGAUUAAAACGUUGGAUGUUUUUGUUAUAUACUUAAAACUGUAACCAGUGAAUAACACCGUAGUAUUUUUUAUUAUAGAUUAUAUUUUAUUUCAAUAAACUUUGAUAUUUAGACUGAA